This is a messenger RNA of Dufourea novaeangliae, 1182 nucleotides long. It is a transcript of the gene retm, whose product is annotated as protein real-time-like. The transcript has 9 exons. NCBI's taxonomy places the organism in Eukaryota, Metazoa, Arthropoda, Insecta, Hymenoptera, Halictidae. The annotation marks the transcript as partial. Gene Ontology annotation, cellular component: cytoplasm. The record is from RefSeq and is a predicted model, not a curated record.
AUGUACAGGGUGUCGGACAAGAACAAAACUCCAAAGGAAGUUGUUCAAAGAAUACUUUAUGCAUAUGAACGUAGGUUUCCAACAUGUCCGCAAAUUCCCGUUUUUGUUGGUUGCGAGAUAGUUUCAGACGAGGAGAGUGAUAACGGUGCUAUUCGAAUAACGGAACGAAGAUGCAAACUCAAUGUAGAUGCGCCAUAUAUCUUGAAAAAGAUAAUCGGCGUAGACUUUGUAUACUUUAUCCAAAAAAAUUUUUUGGAUAGGCAAAAUUGUAUUCUAGAAAUAGAAGCGUACAAUGAAAGCUUUUCCUCAAGAGUAACAGUUAUUGAAAAAUGCAGAUAUUUUGUUCACCCUGAAAAUCAAGAUUGGACAUGUUUCGAGCAAACUGCAAGUUUAGAUAUAAAAAAUUUUUUUGGUUUUGAGAAUUCCAUGGAAAAAUUGGCAAUGAAACAGUAUGCUCAAAACAUUGCAAAGGGUAAAGAAAUAAUAGAAUAUUUUAUAAAUGAAUUAAAAGACGAAGGCAUUGUUUAUGUGGCCCCGUGGAUGGACCCAAAACAAGAGUCUGUGAAGGAAGAUAGGGAUAAUGUUGCCGAAAAUCAAGAAGCUCACAGUGAAAGUGACACUUACUCAUAUACAGACAAAUUACAAACCAGAGAAAUGCAACUUUCUUCAGAUUACAUAGAAAGAUAUUUAGGUAAGCUUGACAUGAUUCAAGAGAGCAAACUUGUUCAGUUGUCACAAAGUAUAAAAGAAUUAAGGGGCAGCUCUGUACCUGGUGAUGCAACACUCUUAAGAUUUUUGAGAGCGGCAGAGUUUUCUGUUGAAAAGGCGAAGGAUAUGUUGACACACUCAUUACAUUGGCGAAAGAAGCAUCAGAUUGACAAACUCCUCGAAGAGUAUGAGCUGCCACAAGUAGUGAAAGAUUAUUUCCCUGGCGGCUGGCAUCAUUUUGACAAAGAUGGACGUCCUUUAUAUAUCUUAAGAGUAGGUCAAAUGGACGUAAAAGGUUUAUUGAAAUCUAUCGGAGAAGAUGAUUUAUUAUUACUUGCACUUCAUGUUUGCGAAGAAGGUCUUCUUCUUAUGGAUGAUGCAACUACUAAUGCUGGUUAUCCAAUUUCUCAGUGGACUUUACUGAUAGACUUGGAAGGUUUGAACAUGCGUCAUUUGUGGAGACCCGGCAUAAAG